Molecule: messenger RNA, 480 nt
Organism: Lycium ferocissimum
Lineage: Eukaryota; Viridiplantae; Streptophyta; Magnoliopsida; Solanales; Solanaceae
Exons: 4
Coding region: 1-480 (159 amino acids)
Molecular function (GO): ubiquitin protein ligase activity
Source: RefSeq, a predicted model, not a curated record
AUGAAGGCAUGCAACAAACCAUGGCGAGCUGGAUUGGUUGAUCCGAGAUCUAAUGCUGACAGCUUGACCUUUAGUGGAACUCUUAAUGCUACUACUAAUUCAACUCCUGCUAAUAUGCCAAGAGAUGGAAGUUCUACCCAAAGAAGGGAUGAUAUCUCGAGUUCAAUAUUUCAAGAAAAUGAAGGUGAAUUGGGAGAAGCUGGAGUGGAUAUGCAGGAUCUUGUUGAGCAAAGUAGGGCUUUGAUGAGAGCAAGAGAUCCUUAUUUAAACAUUAAUUUGCAUAAGUACGAUGCAGCCAAUUCAACAUGUCUUGAGAGCAAAGAGCGCUGCUGCAUAUGCUUGGAUGAGUAUUUCGACGGAGAAAACCUUGCAAAAAUUGAUUGUGGCCAUUUAUACCAUGUUGGUUGCAUCAAAGAGUGGAACAAGCUUGAGAACACUUUCCCUGUGUGCAAGAGGAGAAUCUCGGCUAUGCUACCUUGA